Molecule: messenger RNA, 966 nt
Organism: Penicillium chermesinum
Lineage: Eukaryota; Fungi; Ascomycota; Eurotiomycetes; Eurotiales; Aspergillaceae
Product: alpha/beta hydrolase
Exons: 4
Cellular component (GO): membrane
Molecular function (GO): palmitoyl-(protein) hydrolase activity
Source: RefSeq, a predicted model, not a curated record
AUGUCCGAAUCUCCUCCGCCGCCUUCUCCAACAUGGAGCAUCGCCAGCCUAGCCAACAGUGCAGUGCAAUUUCUUAGACUCCCCGUCCUAGCAUCAUCGGGACUGGCUGUUGUUGCUAGUGGCCUCUUAGGCGUUUCGAAGUGUUAUUUCGUGCCUAACAAGACCAGUGAAAUGAUCUACCCACGCAAUAUCCCCGUCGAUGCGCGCACCAAUGUGCCUAGCCCGCGCGAUUUUGGCGUCACUGACUUUGAAGACCUCCAAAUUCCCACCCCCGAUGGCGAAUCUCUCCAUGCCCUGUUCCUGCGGCAGCCUAAAGGCCGCGCGGCCCGAAAUCUCACCGUGAUGAUGUUCCAUGGAAACGCCGGUAACAUCGGUCACAGAGUUCCCAUCGGCAAGAUAAUUCAACAAACAUUGCAAUGCAACGUUCUGAUGGUGGAAUACCGAGGUUAUGGACGGUCCACGGGCACCCCCGACGAAGCUGGCCUGAGAAUUGAUGCGCAGACCGGACUCGAGUACUUGCGCCAGCGCCCGGAGACACGCGAUAACAAGUUUGUCAUUUAUGGACAAAGCCUAGGAGGCGCGGUUGCUAUCUACCUCACUGCGACCAAUCAAGAAGAAGGAGAUAUUGCGGGAUUAAUAUUGGAAAAUACGUUCUUGAGCAUUCGAAAACUUAUUCCCUCAAUUAUCCCACCUGCGCGAUAUAUUGCGCGGUUCUGUCACCAGAACUGGGGCAGUGAAGACAUGUUGCCUAAGAUCACUAAGAUCCCGAUCCUGUUCCUGAGUGGACUCAAGGAUGAGAUUGUCCCACCAUCCCACAUGGCCCAACUGUUCGACCUCUGCAAAGCAGAAACUAAGGUCUGGCGCACUCUGCCCAACGGUGCCCAUAACGACUCAGUGGCCGAGCCUGGCUACUUUGACCACAUUCACUCGUUUAUUAGCGAAAAGGUGAACACCGAUGCCAAGAGC